Messenger RNA from Tetranychus urticae (two-spotted spider mite), 555 nucleotides. Lineage: Eukaryota; Metazoa; Arthropoda; Arachnida; Trombidiformes; Tetranychidae. The record is from RefSeq and is a predicted model, not a curated record.
AUGACCGGAGGUUAUGAUAUUACAACUGGAGGUGGAGGUGGAGGCAGCAAUGGAUUCGGAGGUGGUGAAUUCGGAGGCGGUGGUUCGUUUGGUGGUGGUGGUGGUGAUUUUGGCGGCGGUGAUUUCGGUGGUGGUGACAUUGGGAUAGACCAAGGUUUACCUCCAGAGGAAAUAGCGAGAAGACGGCGAAUCCUAGCUGCAAGAAUGGCUCGAGCCAGACGAAUAAGGCGAAUGAGAAUGAUGCAAGCUGCUAGAAGACGAGCAAUUCGCAGAGAAAUGGAAAGACGAAGAGCUUUAGCCAAUAACAGACCAAAACCCAAUCUAAACGGUGGUGGACCAAGACCGAUGCCAAGUGGUAAUCAACCAACUAACACUGCUAAUACAGAUAAUAUUGAUGUCAAUGAUGGCACUGAUGACAUUGAUAAUACUGAUAAUACGGAUAAUUCAGAUAAUGUGGAUAAUGUGGAUAAUAAUGAUAAUGGUGGUGCUGAUGGAGCUGAUGGAGCUGAUGGUGACACCCAAUAUGACCAGGCUGGCGGUGGUGACUAUAAUUGA